This is a messenger RNA of Gallus gallus (chicken), 5414 nucleotides long. RefSeq names its product denticleless E3 ubiquitin protein ligase homolog (gene DTL). Gene Ontology annotation, biological process: proteasome-mediated ubiquitin-dependent protein catabolic process; mitotic G2 DNA damage checkpoint signaling. The transcript is spliced from 15 exons. Lineage: Eukaryota; Metazoa; Chordata; Aves; Galliformes; Phasianidae. Gene Ontology annotation, cellular component: nucleus. Gene Ontology annotation, molecular function: protein-macromolecule adaptor activity; protein binding. The coding region runs from base 30 to 2192 and encodes 720 amino acids. The record is from RefSeq and is marked provisional.
GCGCUACGCCGGUCCGCGGACUCUUGGCCAUGCUGUGCCGCGCGCUGCUCCUCCGCGCCGCCGGACACCGUCAGUCCUCACCGCUUCCCCUGCAGCAUCUCUUGGAUGGCUAUAGGUGCAGUCGGGAAGAUGAUCACCUCUCCUACGGAGAAAUUGGAAUGCCCGUCCCGCCCUUCGGCUGCAGCUUUUCUGCGGCCCCAAAUUUUGAGCACGUGUUGGCAGUUGCAAAUGAAGAAGGGUUUGUCAGACUGUAUGAUACUGAAGCUCAGAAUACCACCAAACUGAUCUCUAAGGAAUGGCAGGCUCACUCAAAUGCUGUGUUUGACCUCGCCUGGGUACCAGGAGAGCACAGGAUUGUCACUGCUUCAGGAGAUCAGACAGCCAAGGUGUGGGACGUGAGAGCUGGGGAGCUGCUUGGCAUAUGCAAAGGUCACCAGUGUAGCCUCAAGUCAGUUGCUUUUUCUAGGUUUGAGAAAGCUGUUUUCUGUACCGGAGGCAGAGAUGGAAACAUCAUGGUUUGGGACACCAGAUGCAACAAGAAAGAUGGAUUUUACAGGCAGGUGAAUCAAAUCAGCGGGGCACACAACGUGGUUGACAGGCAGACUCCUUCCAAGCUGAGGAAGAAGAGGCAGAACCUGAGAGGACUUGCUCCCUUGGUGGAUUUCCAGCAGAGUGUAACUGUGGUGCUGCUUCAAGAUGAGCAUACUCUUAUCUCUGCAGGAGCUGUUGAUGGUGUGAUCAAAGUGUGGGACUUGCGCAAGAACUAUGCUGCUUACCGUCAGGAUCCUGUGCCUUCCAAGUCUUUUUUCUAUCCUGGCACCAGCACUCGCAAGCUUGGAUAUUCUAGUCUGGUGUUGGAUUCCACUGGUGCUAAUCUGUUUGCUAACUGCACUGAUGACAGUAUCUACAUGUUCAACAUGGCGAGUUUAAAGACCUUUCCAGUGGCGGUUUUCAGCGGACACCAGAAUUCUACCUUUUACAUCAAAUCCAGUAUUAGUCCAGACGACCAGUUCCUGGUUAGUGGCUCAAGUGACUGCAACGCGUACAUCUGGAAGGUUUCUGAACCCAGCCUGCCUCCACGGAUCCUUGUUGGCCACUCUCAAGAGGUUACCUCCAUUGCUUGGUGUCCUUCAGACUUCACUAAGAUUGCCACAUGCUCUGAUGACAACACGGUAAGGAUCUGGCGCCUACAGCAUUAUCCUGAGGAGGAAAAAUCAGUGUCCAACAAAGCCAAGUUGGUGGGCUGGGUCACACAGAAGAAACCAGAGGAACAACGUGGAGCAGGACGAUCAGCCAGCCCCCAGAGUACUCCUGCCAAGGCCUUCUCAGUGGGCAGCCCAUGUGCUUCCUCACCACGUCCAGCUGCCUGUGCUCCCAGUUAUUCUGGAGACCUUCCUCUUUCUACAAACACUCCAACAGUCUCUCUCAAAACUCAAAUGGCCACAGCCUGCACACCAGCAAAGCUGAGUGGAGCCAGCCCACGUACUUCUCCCAAGCUGGUGCCUUCCUCCAAAAUGUCUAUUAAACACUGGAUUGCCAGGACUCCAUGCUCUUCCCCAGAAGUAGGGAAAAAGACGCCUUCUCCUAGAAAAGCCCUGGCAGAAGUCACACAAAGUCUCUUGGAAACAUCUAGCACUCCUAAAGCACAACACUCACAGGCUGAAAAGCGUGCCAAGAGAAGGCUGGACUGCAGCAAGGAAGAUGAAGCAGGGCAGAAGUGUCUGCAGGACUGUAGCUGUGUGACUGAACUGGACCAUGUGGCUAAGAAGUCCAAGCUAAAUUUAUGUCACUUGGCUGCAGGCCAAAGAGCUUGUGAUGAAGGCUCUCUAAGUCUGGCUGACUUGGAUAAUGAGCAUGAAGACUCGACCCACAGCCCAAAAGAGCUUUCUUUUCCUGGAAGCCUUGUAAAUCCAUCCGGCACUCAAACUCCCCCUCCUGUUUUACAGUCUCCCUGCGAGAGAGACUCAGACGUAGUAGAUAAAGAGAAUAGUUCACCAGAAAGAAAAAACUGGCUGUCUGCUCUGGGAGAGAAGCUACGGACUGGCAAAGCUGGCAGCCCCCCAUCGUCUUACACCUCCAGUGCAAAACGUCAAGAGGCUGCAGUAGUGACCACCUCACCGAAAACUGCUGUAAACACUUCAGUUUCCAUGAGGAAGAUCUGCACGUACUUCCACAGAAAGCCACAGAAUUGACUGAAGUAGUGUGCAGCUGUUGCACCUGAUGGAUGUUGGAUGUUGGCACUGUGGUAUUGAGACCAGAUUUAGCACAGCUGACAGAGCAAUAUGCCAGCAUUACACAGUUUGUUGUUGGACAUAGGUAAACUCUUCUGUUUUAAAGCCUAUUAACACUUGAAGUCAUCAGAGCAUGGAAAAUUAGUACUACUACUUUGUGCUGUAUGGCAUUUCCAGUUAGUCCUCUCCCGCAGCACCAACUACUCGAUUCCAGCAAGGAAGUUUUGAACGUAUAGAUGCAAAAGAAUUUUAAAUGCCCUUGUGUCCAUCUCUAUCCAAUGGCACAACUGGUAGUCUAAAAGAAGAGAGGGUAUAAUCGAGUACUUAAUGCCUUUACUCUUCUUGCCAUUGCUUUCUUUCUCAAAGGCUGAAAACUUCAGUACUUGCCAACAUAGUUGGCUUUUGGACCAUCAGCACUAGAGCUUUAGAGGCCAAUGGCUUGUCACUCCUCUGAAAUAAAAUAUUGGCGAGGUGUGUUACAAAAGUUAUUGCCAAACAGCAUUCCAUAACAACUGGUUGCUCAGUGACUCCUUACAGAUUCAGCCUGAAGCAAAGGCAUUAGUAACUGCUUAUAAAAUACCUUUAUGACACUUUUAUAAUACAGUAUUUAUUAAAGAAUAGCUUGUAAAUGGGGGGCCACUUCACAUUUUAGAAAGCACUUCACGAAGUUUACAGAUUAAUAUUUUACAUGCUUUGCCAUCUCUAAGUCAUCACUGGUACUGGUAGAACAAGAUCACUAGCUGAAAUAAGAUCACUGGCCUGCAGGCUAAUGAUAUUGACUCCAAAGUCAUUGUUUCCACAGGGGUAGCUGGUAGAAGAUCUGUAUCUUAAAUCUGAGCAUUUACUCUGUCUUUUGAUAUGAUGGUUUCUAUAAACUUAGAAAAAUAAAUAAAGAAAAGAUACAAUUCCAAUUAAGUGUUUAUACUGCAAAAGUGCUGAGGUAUUUAAAGGGGGUGUGUUCCAACUAACCCGUGUUUUCUGACUGAACUUUUCCCACCUACUUCACAGCACUGAAAAGUGCAGUGACUGAAAGGAUUUAGAUGCUGGUUUGUUUUACUUGCUGUGGAUUGUAUUUUGCAAGGAAAUAAAUGACAUGAAAGAAACUGGCUUUUGUAAAAGUUCUCUCACAGCUACAAAGCAGAAGUAAAUGGGUAAAAAAAACAAACACUAGUCAUCAUCAAGCUGCAGCUUUUAGUAGGAGCACUUGCUAUGUGUAAGGGCCAGAAAAACUUCCUCUUGUUUACUAAAUUACAAGCCAUCAUUGUAUGAGCUUUGAGAAGAUUUAUUAAGUUAAAAGAAAGCAGGACAGGGAGUGUAGUUCUUUGGACAUUUUUUUAUAGUUCUUAAUUUUAAAAAAAUUGUUUUUUAAACUGAUUAUCUGAAUAAAUAAUAACCUGAGUAAAACAAGAAUAAAAAAUGCUGUUAGUUUAAUAUUAACAUACUUUGUGUAGAUGGAAGUAACAACAAAGAAAUAUAAUAGAGGCAACCUAGGAGGUUAGCAAUUUAAUUCUGUCUUAAUUACAAUUAAUCAGAGAAACUUUUUAGCUUGCCUACAUCCAGUUUUCUGUGCAAGAUUUUUCUAUUCAGCUUGUAAAUAACACGCUGCAGAAUAAGCAGAUGUGGACCUUCUCAAAGUAUUUGAGUGUUUUGUCAGGCGUUUCAACAGCAAUAGGGCUUUAUGUUCUGCCAUACCUUUCACAAUAUUUUCCUCUGGCAGGAAAGUUCUACACCCAAAAUGUUACCUCUUGUAUAUUGUAAUCAGUUGCCUAGUGAUGAUUUACACUAAUGGCGUACCUCUUAAAUGAAUAAUCUUAACUGGGAAUGUGAGAUUUUUUCCUUUUAAAUAGUACCUAUUUAGUGGACCAAUUUGUUUUGUGGACCAUCAGCUGUAGUUUCUUUCACCUUAAGCUGAUGCCAGCCUGGUUGAGAGCCAAAAGAAGUAAAAUAAUUCAAGUUUACAUUCUUCUGUGUCAAAGUGCCUUGGUCUCAGUGUGAUAAAAUCAUGACUGCAGGAGCACAGAAGAAGAAUCACAUGUACAAAUCACAUUUCAAGUGAUUUAAGGUAAGCACUGCUCUCUUUCCCUGAGACACUUGUCAAACUAAGCACCAAGGGCUAUGAGCUGUUGUUUUGAGCUAGCAAGCCAUAUCUCUAAAUUAUCUUUCUGAAAGUUUGAUAAAAACUCUACUCCAUGGUUGAGAGGGAUCUCCCAAACCCUAUAAAUAUGUAGGUCUCAUCUUACGCAUCUUGCAGAUUUUUUCAUGCAGAUCAUACUGCUUACUGAUGUCUCUCUCUGCAGUGUUUACCUUCUAAUUGCCAAGUGUGAUUUGGGAAUGAUCACGACAUCUUCUGAUAGUACUGUUUUCAGCUAAACUGAGCAAUCACUUUAGUUUAUCAAGCAGUUUUAUAGUUUGACAGAGGCUUGAGUUAACCUGGCUUGGCAAAACUGAAGAGUUACCGCCAGGUUCUGUUGAGAUUAAUGGCCAGCUAUCUUUGGCAAGCAUUUCUUCCGUUACCAGAACCAAUUUCUUCUGUUAUCAGAAGAAUCCCAUGGGAAGGCCAUCUACAAAGAAAAAAAUAUUAAAUUGCCACAGUUCCCUAACUCAGUACCCAGUUAUGUCAAAAUCAUUGAGAGGACAGAAGUGAGAGUCUGGGGACACCAUUACUCACUCAAGAGGAUGGUGUCAUCAAACUGUUUUUUGAAAUACAGAAUUGGUAACUUUUUGUUAGCCAGGGAGUGCUGAAGACUUUUUUUGGCACAGUUGUUUCUGCAGCCAUUGACCACAGCUGACAUCUCCUGAAUUGUUCAUCUUAAUUUUGAGUGUUCAUAUGACUCUGCAAACAUCUAUAUGUGGUGUAUAACUUCUUUAGGAGCUUUGUUUGGAAAUAGAUUCUUUUCAGACAGUUUGCCAAAAGCAUGUUAGCUGGCUGGAGUGUCACCAUAUUCAAGGGUUUAAGUGUAGGCCUUGCAUCCAGAAUGUCCUAAAAAGACAUUCCUCAAGGUCAAGUAUCAAGGAUUUUUUUGUUAUCAAUGCUGAUUUGGUAGUAAAUGUAAACUGGACCAUCUUCGGGCCUAUUGCAGUCAAACUUCAUUCCUCCUUUCUGAAGCUGAUAAUUUUCCAAGUGAGUUGAAAAUAUCACACUUCAUUUCUGUAUGUUCUGUUAAUAAAACAGUUCAUCCACUG